AAGACAAUGGAUUUCUUGUACAUUGUGACUUUUGUAGGAGCUUUAUUGUAUUGCGAGGGCCGGUAUUUCCGACCGUUUCCGAUUUCUUCCGAGCCUCAGUCUGUGUUUGAUGCCAUUGAGAGGAAUACAGAUUUACAUUACAACGAUAAAGAUAACGGAAUAACAGUUAUUCGAGAUGUUGACUUCCGGUCCUGUUAUAUCACAGACUACGACCCGGAAUGGAGGUUGGACCAGGACAGUAAGAUUGCCGUUAUGGCGGCUGUGACGCCAAAAAUAAUGAGGAACGAGGACUUACUCAGUCAGUUCAUUAAUCAUGUUGGUCCAAUUGUUGGCAAACUCUGCAGAACAAGUAAAAUAUACGAAGUUAAAUCUACAGACAUAGACCAACACAUCGACGAGUCGCCAGUUUCUGAAACACCACCCGUGCCACGUGUUCCAUCACCUCGGAAAAUAUAUUACGACAGCGGAGAACCCGAGGUUCCAAGGCCAUUCAGAAUCCCCACCAAAAAACCCGAGUUCCAGAAACACAAUGAGCAUGAAGAAAUUAGAUUCCCCACAAAAAGACCAGAAUUCAGCGGUUUCCAACACCGACCGUUUGCGCAUGAGCAACAUGCUCAUCAAGUUCCUGCAAGACAUGACGCUGGACAAUUUGUGGUUCCCAGACCUUUUCAGCAGGCUGUUCCCCAGCUGAAACACCGUGGUCACGGACACUUCCGAAAAUAAAGCAAAAAAGAUGAAGUCGUUGUUCCUGUUCCUUUGCGGCAGGGGACAUCUUAGAGACAAAAGUAGAUUUAAGAGAAGAGAGAUCCACAAUUCACGCACAGUUUAUUUUCUUUUUGGCAACU
Molecule: messenger RNA, 845 nt
Organism: Saccostrea echinata
Lineage: Eukaryota; Metazoa; Mollusca; Bivalvia; Ostreida; Ostreidae
Exons: 4
Coding region: 7-723 (238 amino acids)
Source: RefSeq, a predicted model, not a curated record